Molecule: messenger RNA, 3017 nt
Organism: Saprolegnia parasitica CBS 223.65
Lineage: Eukaryota; Oomycota; Saprolegniomycetes; Saprolegniales; Saprolegniaceae
Exons: 5
Coding region: 21-3017 (998 amino acids)
Biological process (GO): lipid metabolic process
Cellular component (GO): cytosol
Molecular function (GO): phosphoric diester hydrolase activity
Source: RefSeq, a predicted model, not a curated record
CGUCUCGCACCGCCUCCAAAAUGCUUGACGAGCUCGCGGAGGAGACGACGUCGCCCGACGUCGUAGCGUUCGCUCCGUACGAAGCCACAAACGCGCAUCUCCCGCCAUGUCUUUCUGGUGGCGCUGUCCACGUCGUCGCCGAAGCCCUGCGCCUCGUGGCGUCCAUCGACGUCAGCCGACGCAUCUUGACCGAGACGAGCGUGCUUACGACUAGCGCGAUCAGCUUCUUGGGCGCUUGGGACCAGAGAGCGUCUCUCUUGGCGGCGUACGUUGCGCACAACGAGGCCCGGAGCUCGGAGCAGGCCGCGCUUCGGGCACGCGCCACCGACAUUCAGCGCAAAUGGCUGCACGUCAAGUUUCGGGCCAUCGACCAUCCAGCCCGCUUUGAGCCGCCGGAAAUAUAUCCGUACCUCGAUGCUGACGACGCGUCGGCGCCCGAGGUGGACGACGACCUCUUGACGCAGCAAAUCGCACAGUACAAAGUCGCGCUGGACAAACGCGUGGCAGACACGAAGGAGGCCCGCCGCCAAGAGGCUCUCGCGGUCGCCCAGCAGCAAAAGGUCACAGCGCUGCGCCGACGCCGCGAGGCGCACGCGGAGCGCCAUCGACUCGAAAACAUCCAACACCGGUGGGAGUACCUCGUGAAUUUGGCGCUGCGGCGCGACCACGUGAACCGACUGCGGCGCGCCAAGAGCGCGGCGGUGGCCGAUGCUGACGACGACGACGAUGACGACGACGAACGGCCGACAACCUACCUCGCGGCCAAGCUCUUUGUCGAGCGCACCCUGCACACUGCGACGCUGCAUGCCAUGUGGGCGGUGGAAAUGCAGUCGCUCGCGUCGCCGCCACCUGAGCUCGUGACCAGCGACGCCGGGCCAGUGCUCCGCCUCUGCAUGCUUUUAUGUCCCAACCCGUUUGGCGCGCAAUUCAGCGCCCUGUACCAGCGGUACUUUGCGCGCGAAGGCGCGACGAUCGGCGUCCAUUUCGAGUGGCGCGUCUUUGACGUCGGGCAGCUCGAGUUUCCGACCGUCGCGCUCGAUGAGUGGGCCCACGGCUACUUGGUCUGCGGCGGUCCUGGCCGCGAAAACGCGUCGCCGCUAUGGCACCGAUCGGUCGUAGCUUUUGUUGCGCACGUCGUGGGACUCCAUCGACGCGUCGGGGCACUUGGGCGCGGCCAUCGCAUCCUCGCCGAAGCGCUCGGUGGCCACGUCACGUGUGCGUCACCGUGUCGGUUGGACUGGAAUGUUUUUGAAGAAAAGGUUCUUUCCCAGCAGUCGAUCAAGACGAUGGUGUAUGCAAUUCCUGCGCUCCACGGCGACGUCGUGACGAGUGUGCCAAGCGCCAAAGUCGCAACGAGCACGCCGGGAGCCGCACACUAUGUGACCACCUUCAAGACCAAAACCGCCCUCUCGUUCGAUGGACACCCCGAGUGCGGCCCGUUUAUUCUGCACAUGCUCGCGCGGUACCUCCAAGCACCGGCGACGGACGACUCGUCGGCGAUCCCCGAGUGUCCGUGGCCCUCGGGCAAUGCCCUCGUCGCGCGCAAGCUGCUGCAGCACUUUCUUGUUGCGCAUAAAGGGCAAGAGGACACCGAGAGCGUGCUCUCGCGACGGCUGCCCGAGCGACGCAUGCGCGUCUUUGCGCACAAGACGGCCGACCCGAUGCUCGAGUUCGUCUCGGACACGAACGAGUACCUCUCGUUCGCGUCCAGCGAGAACGUCGAUGUCGUCGUGCUGCCCAUUUGUCUCUCUUCCGACAAGCACCCGAUCGUCUUUGACUCGACGCGCCUCGAGUCGCUGACCGACUUGGCGUCCGUGUACCCGUCCUACGUUCAUGCCAUUCCGCCGCGCGUCGCGAUCAGCGAUCUCUCGCUCGCCGAGCUCAAGGCGCUCUCGAGCCUCCACGCGUCUCCAAACGCGAGUCUGCUCAAAUCCCCACGUGGCCGGGGCGGGCACGCGGGUGAGAGCAAUCGUCUCCAGACGCUCACAAGCGUGCUGCAGUUCAUUGCGCGUCUCAACGCGGCGCAGCAGUCAUCGCCGCUCGAGGUUGCCUUCAUGUUUCCAGAAGAGAACGACGCGACGUUCAGCGCACACGACUGCGACCGCAUCCGCGUGCUCUACACGACCCUAAGUGGCGCGCUGCGGGUCUUGCACACCAAUAUGGACGACGCCGUCCACGUCAUAUCGCGCGACAUUGCCUUCCUGCACACGCUCCACAAGCUGCACCCGCGCUGGCGCACGGUGCUCGCACUCCCGCGCUCGAUCGCGACGCCCCUUCGCAUGACCGUGCAGCACGACGCAUCCGCCAUCGCGCACUUUGCCGACGCGAUCUUGAUUCCCAAGUCCCAUCCCGUACUCUUACCCGACCAGAUCGACUCGCUCGCGCAAAUCUAUCACCGCGCCGGCGUCCACGUGUACGUGGACCUCAACGAUCCAUACCCGACGUCACUCUCGCUGGUGAAGGAGCACAUCAAGUGUCUUUGCCUCCGCGUUGACGGCGUCUUUAUAUCGAAUCCGCGCAUCGCCCUGGAUGGCUUCCGACGCUUUGCGAGCGGUCAUAGCUACGUCGACGAGGUUUAUGAGGAUAUACGCCAGAGCUUCAGCCUCGUCGCUGCCUUGGCCGAGCACGAGAAGCUCCAGCGGCAGCAGGAGCCGCAAGCGAUCACGUACGCCCACCACGCGUACAAGUUUCCAGGCAGCGAGAGCGAGAGCUGGUCCCAGCGCCUGCGGCACCUUCCGCCCGUGAUGGACCACGUGGCGCACCUCGUCGAGGUCGACGCUGAUGUUGAGAUGGAGCGACAAGUGCGCGGCAACUUCUGCAGCGCGCCAAAGCGGACACUUCCCGCGCGGCCCGUGACGGGGCGGCCACUGCUGCUGGCCGUCACUGCACCCGUCUUGGGCGCUUCGCAGCAAGUCCUGCUCUCGCCGAUCGUUCGGAAGACAUUCGCAGUCCGGAGCGCGUCGUUUCGCUCAACCAACGCCGCUCCGUCGCACCACCUUGCAAGCCCCCACUCCUAA